CUCCACCAGACUCCGUUAUUUUCAGUUCCUCUCUCUCUCUCUCUCUCUCUCUCUCUCUCUCUCUCUCUCAAUUAAACAUGGUACAAUCGAAGAAGUUCAGAGGCGUCAGGCAACGCAACUGGGGUUCUUGGGUUUCCGAGAUUCGCCACCCCUUACUGAAGAGAAGGGUGUGGCUGGGAACUUUUGAAACAGCCGAAGAGGCGGCCCGAGCCUACGACGAGGCCGCGAUACUGAUGAGCGGCCACAGUGCAAAAACAAACUUUCCGGUGAUUGCAAACCACUCCACCAAUGACAAUAACUCUUCGUCAUCAUCAUCCUCGUCGGCAAUUUCGUCAAUUUUAAGUGCGAAACUUCGCAAGUGCUGCAAGUCUCUGUCACCGUCUCUCACAUGCCUGAGGCUCGACCCGAACAAUUCUCACAUUGGAGUAUGGCAAAAGCGUGCCGGUUCAAGAUCGGAUUCCAGUUGGGUCAUGACUGUAGAGCUUGGCAAGAAAAAGGAGCAACCACCGGAGACGGCAGUGACGCCAGAAACGUCGUCGUCAACGACGGGGUUGAAGGAGGUCGGAGGUGGGUUGGAGGAGGAGGAAAGGGUGGCACUGCAAAUGAUAGAGGAACUUCUUGAUAGAAAUUGAAGUUCAGCAGUGCUAGGUUCACAGAACGUGCAUUGUGUGGACAAUUAUUUCAACAAUUGUGCUAUGUGCAUAGAAAGUUCUAAAUACAGAAGGCAUGAAUGUGAAAUAAAAAAUGUUUACUUUCUAAUCGUAAA
Molecule: messenger RNA, 766 nt
Organism: Camellia sinensis
Lineage: Eukaryota; Viridiplantae; Streptophyta; Magnoliopsida; Ericales; Theaceae
Product: ethylene-responsive transcription factor WIN1
Biological process (GO): regulation of DNA-templated transcription
Molecular function (GO): DNA-binding transcription factor activity; DNA binding
Source: RefSeq, a predicted model, not a curated record